Suillus bovinus is the source of this 526-nucleotide messenger RNA. RefSeq lists its product as uncharacterized. The transcript has a single exon. The record is from RefSeq and is a predicted model, not a curated record. Lineage: Eukaryota; Fungi; Basidiomycota; Agaricomycetes; Boletales; Suillaceae. The coding region runs from base 223 to 486 and encodes 87 amino acids.
CUUAACAUUUCAACAUCGCUUCAAUUUACCGGGAUCAAUGACCUUGGCGAACAUGACUUUCAGAUUUUUCUAAAUGUUCUCAGCAUGCCAUCAACGUUAACGUGCUUAGGCUGAAGCCCCCAGCCCAUUAUUUUGAAGCUUCGACUUAUUACAUAUGAUGAAUCAAGUCAAGCUUGUGGGUCCAAGACUCCAACUACUGUUAAGAGUUGACGGACGUCUGUUAUGUGGUUCUCUACUCUAGUAUAUGUUACAUUGGCCACUGUCGCAACGCUGCAACCGAUCACUUCCCACAACAUCGAGGAAAGCGCACGUUCCUCCGAGUCCAACAAAAACAUCAUUGAGGAAGGUAGGGUCGCACUUUUAUCUUACGACGAACAUCAAAUUGAUUUUAGUAAAAGGAUGGGGAGCGGUGAAAUGAGUACGGACUACUCACUUUUCAAUCUCUUCCUAAAUCAACAGCACUAUUUGAUAAUCCCUCAAAAAUGAUACACGGUCAAUUUGAUCACCUACUCAUUCCUUAAGGCGC